This is a messenger RNA of Salvelinus namaycush (lake trout), 756 nucleotides long. RefSeq names its product neuronal calcium sensor 1-like. The coding region runs from base 1 to 756 and encodes 251 amino acids. The transcript is spliced from 9 exons. The record is from RefSeq and is a predicted model, not a curated record. NCBI's taxonomy places the organism in Eukaryota, Metazoa, Chordata, Actinopteri, Salmoniformes, Salmonidae. Gene Ontology annotation, molecular function: calcium ion binding; calcium sensitive guanylate cyclase activator activity.
AUGGGAAAAUCAAACAGCAAGCUCAAGCAGGAGGUGGUGGAGGAACUCACCAGGAAGACCUACUUUACAGAGAAAGAGGUGCAACAGUGGUGCACCAGGGGCCAGCUAAAGGCUGACUGCAGUCUACAGGGUCACUGUGACUGGUCUGAACCUGGAGAGGUCAGGGAGCAAGGGCUCAUCCACAUCCCUGUCCACACGCAGCAGAAAGACAACGCUCGGCUGGCUGCUUCAGCACGUGGCUACAGAGUCAGCCAGUCUCAGGGGCUGCCUGGGUACAAAGGCUUUAUAAAGGACUGUCCAAGUGGUCAGCUGGAUGCUGUGGGCUUUCAAAAGAUCUACAAGCAGUUCUUCCCUUUUGGUGACCCCACCAAGUUUGCUUCUUUUGUCUUCAACGUCUUUGAUGAAAACAAGGAUGGACACAUAGAGUUUUCAGAGUUCAUCCAGGCCCUGUCGGUGACUUCGCGGGGGACACUGGAUGAGAAGCUCAGAUGGGCUUUCAAAUUGUAUGAUCUUGAUAACGAUGGCUACGUCACACGAGAUGAGAUGUUAAACAUCGUAGAUGCCAUAUAUCUGAUGGUGGGGAACACUGUAGAGUUACCAGAAGAAGAGAAUACACCUGAGAAGAGAGUGGACCGUAUUUUUUCCAUGAUGGACAAGAAUGCUGAUGGCAAGUUGACCCUGCAGGAGUUUCAGGAGGGUUCCAAGGCAGACCCCUCAAUUGUGCAGGCACUGUCACUGUACGAUGGGCUGGUAUAG